Molecule: messenger RNA, 584 nt
Organism: Colletotrichum phormii
Lineage: Eukaryota; Fungi; Ascomycota; Sordariomycetes; Glomerellales; Glomerellaceae
Exons: 2
Coding region: 181-510 (109 amino acids)
Source: RefSeq, a predicted model, not a curated record
UCCCGCUGUGGCUCGGAAGGCUCGGUCACACCUUGGAUGCUGGCUUUUUCUUGGAGUAGAUCGUGUUGCUGACACUUCCUGCAGCCUGAUGCAUGCAACACGGGAGUCGGUGAUGCUCAUCAACUCACUGACCUUGCCGCGUAUGUCUCUGACCGAUUGGCCCCUUGGCACCUAAUAUCGAUGAUGGAAGAGCACAAACCAGGCUGUGCAGCGCCAGCUAAAAAAGCUGAGCUACCCGGGCCGGCCGAGCAAGCUGGGCACAUUCUACGGCAAAGCCAGCCAUCCGUAAAACAGAAGGGCUUGGCUAUCGGAGACACCAUCGCAGCACCUCUGCAGCACAGGGCGUUCUCAUGGCUUGCUGUCCUGUCAACUGUCUUCCCUGCCACCUCAGUCUUCUUUGUGGUUGCAAAGAGGCGGACAAUACCUUGGUCAACACAAUCUAGGUGUCUAGGAAGGGAACAAAGGCCCCGGUCACAAAGGUGUCGCGCGUGUUGCACGAGGCGUCAAUAACAGAAGCUGAAAAGGUGCGCCAACCUCCAGCUCAUACUUAGCUCUCACGCUCUCAACCGUUAUGGCGUUUAGCU